GUCCGUUCAACAAUGGAGGGAGAAGAAAAUUUCUACGACACUAAUAUUCUAGUACUACUACUUCUUCAAAAUCAAAAUAGGCGUGUGGACUCGUGACGCCGUCCUAAAUAUACUCGUUGAUGUUCUCUCCACUGCCAUUGUCCUUGCCUACAUACUCCAAGAUUCUCAUUUCUCCCUACAUAUCACGCUUUCGAGUUUUGCCUCAUUACAAUUUUAAAGGUCUUUUUAGAUAUCUAGAAUGGUUUUUCUCCUGGGGAAUUUGAAUAGGGAAUCCUCACCUUUUCAGCAGGAUAUGAUUAGUUGUCCAUUUUUGCAAAAUGUCAGUGAACCCACUAACUUCUCCUUGUCAACUUCAAUGGCUUUCCCCUUGCCUAUGCGGGAUGGGAAAGGUCCAAUAUUUGAGGAGGGUCCCAAUUUUGAUAUGGCUUUCAGGCUUUUCCAUGGACAGAACGGUGUUGUCCCACUGUCCGAAAGAUCAUUAAUUUGCACUGAGCGGUCUGAACCAGCAUCAACUCAGUUCAAUCCCUUGGCAGCAAAGGCUGCCACCAUCAGCCUCUCAGGUUUUGGUUCUGGAUGGCCUUUUGGAUUUGAUGCAUUCUCUGAGAAGUGGAAGAUUAAAAACAAGAAAUCCAAGUCCUCCAAAAAGGACACUUCCUCAAGGGGAGGGAAAUCAGAACACGAGGCAACAAGCAAUGAGUGGUUGCAAAAUGGAAAUUGCCCAAUCGCAAAAUCAUAUCGAGCAGUAAAUCAAGUCCUUCCCCUUGUAGCAAAGGCCCUUCAACCUCCUCCCGGUCUGAAUCUUAUAUGUCCUCCAGCAGUUGUUGCUGCCAGGAGUGCUCUAGCACGAACUGCCUUUGCUAAAAACCUUCGGCCACAACCUCUGCCUACAAAAAUACUUGUAAUUGGUGUGCUGGGAAUGGCUGCUAAUAUACCUUUAGGAAUAUGGAGAGAACACACUGAAAAAUUUUCUCCUUCUUGGUUUGCUGCUGUUCAUGCAGCUGUGCCGUUCAUAGCCAUACUCAGGAAAUCUGUGCUGAUGCCCAAGACGGCUAUGGCAUUUACCAUCGCUGCAUCUAUUAUAGGACAAGUGUUGGGCUCUAGAGCAGAGAGGUAUCGGCUCAAGGCAGUGGCUGCAAACAAACUGGUUUUCACUGAAACUCCAAGUUGUGAACCGACCCAGUUGGCUGUUGCUGGAAGUUCUUGAAUCAACAGUAAUGUUCCUUUAGGCUUUGUAAGAAAUAGCUUUAAUGUUCCCUCUCGAAUUAAAAUGUGCUCAUUAUUAGGUCUAUUGUUCAACUCCAAUGUCAGUUUUGACAUAUUUGUGGCACUGGUAUUGUUAUCCUAGACAUUAAAAUUUUUUAUUUUUUAUUGUUAUUAUUAUUUUAAUGAAUAAAGUUACCUA
Molecule: messenger RNA, 1402 nt
Organism: Olea europaea var. sylvestris
Lineage: Eukaryota; Viridiplantae; Streptophyta; Magnoliopsida; Lamiales; Oleaceae
Exons: 5
Coding region: 239-1204 (321 amino acids)
Cellular component (GO): chloroplast
Source: RefSeq, a predicted model, not a curated record